Molecule: messenger RNA, 790 nt
Organism: Quercus robur (English oak)
Lineage: Eukaryota; Viridiplantae; Streptophyta; Magnoliopsida; Fagales; Fagaceae
Product: RING-H2 finger protein ATL39-like
Exons: 2
Coding region: 49-570 (173 amino acids)
Biological process (GO): protein ubiquitination
Molecular function (GO): ubiquitin protein ligase activity; zinc ion binding
Source: RefSeq, a predicted model, not a curated record
CACCGGCCACACUACUUGUCCUUCAUUUUUGCCUCAAUUCUUUGCUUCAUGGGGUUGCAGAGUAGCACUAAAUUUCCAAACCUAACAACAUCAACCUCUCUAAACCUUUUGCCAGGCCUUGUAAAACACAUUCUCAUAUUGCUACUCUCAUACCUGCUUCAACUUUGGAAAUUCUUAUCCUUUAGACAUCGAAACCAUGCUGAUUAUCAGCCAGAUCAUCGACCAUCUCCUUCAUUGGUACCUCUCCCUUUCCACCUCAUAGAUGAAUCAAUCAAGAAGCAACUUCCAAUAACAGAAUAUGGUGACUUGCUCAAAAGAAGAGGAGCCAACUGUAGUGCAGAGGGCUUGGUCUGUGUCGUGUGCUUGAAUAACAUGGAGGCAAGUGAUGGGGUCAGAGAGCUUUGCAAUUGUUCUCAUGUGUUCCACAAGGAGUGCCUAGAUGUUUGGAUUGGUCAGGGCCAGGUAACAUGUCCUUUGUGUAGAUCCAAGCUAUCGCCUAGCCAAAAAAUGGAGCCAGGAUUGGGAGGCGAUCCAUGGAGAAUGGAGAGGUUGAGUUACUUGGUUUGGUGAAGAUUAUGAUAUGAUUACAUUUUGAUUUUGAUUCUAAACUACAAAGCAGUAAUUGCAUGUAUCUUCUUGUCCUAGAAGAUUUUCAAGGUACUUUACCAUUUCUUUAGGAGGAUUGUUGUUUCUGUUUAGGCAGGAAAAAACAUGAUUGCCACCUUAAUUUGUGCAAUCUAAUAAAUUGCUGUAAACAUUCCUCCAAAAGUGAGGCACAGGAUUUUUGUUA